Molecule: messenger RNA, 2639 nt
Organism: Paramecium pentaurelia
Lineage: Eukaryota; Ciliophora; Oligohymenophorea; Peniculida; Parameciidae
Source: the annotation of a GenBank genome assembly
AUGAAAUACUAUUUUGCUUUCUUAAUAAUUUUAGUUUUUGUAUAUAUCAAAAGGGAUGAUUUGCAAAAGCUUACUUAAAUUGAAUAAAUAGAGGAUGUUGCAGAAAAGAAUAAAAAAUUGGCAGAGUUUGUUAAUGGAAGAUAAAUCCAUGAUUUAUUUCUUCUUUAUGCAGUGAAAAUGAUUGAUUCUAAUCUUAAAAUGGCUUAUUAUACAUUGGAGGAUACAGUGUCAUCACUUUCAAAUUUGCCUACUCUAAUUUAUAAUAGGAUUAUAAGGGAAUCUAGAAUUCAAAUCAAAAGUAUUCCAUCUCAAAUAAACUUUGCAAAUUAUUUUGGUGGUGCCACUAUUCUUACAAAAAGUAAAUAAUUAGUUGGAGUAGAUAAUAUUUUAGUUGAUAAUUAAGAAACGUAUUUAUAUUCUGAUUUGAAUUUAGUUAUAUGAUCACAGAAUGUAAUCAAGAGAAAUUAUUUUUUAUAAUUUGUUUAAAAGAAGAAAUCUAAUUAGAGACAAUCUACUUUAUUAAUAAAGAAUUUUAUUCCUCAACAAUAAAGAAUUUCAAGGUAUCAUUUAAGAAUAAUUAAUUUUCUUAGGUUUUUGGAAGUAUUGUAUAUCCUACUUAAGCAUGGGAUUUUUUGUAAGCAUUUGAAUCAGAAGAUAUAAAUGAUUGGCAAAGCUUUGAAUUUGAAUCUCAUUUCCUAAGAUAUUUGAAAAUAGAGAUUAUUGAUUUUCAUUAAGCAGAGUAUCAUUGCACUUUGACAUAAAUAAGGUAUUUAGUUUAUAAUUAAAAAUUUAGAGUUUUUGGAUAAACAGUUAUAGGAGAUUUAAUAUAAUCACAUAAAAGAUAUAAAUUACAAUUACCAAAAAUUGAACCUAUAAAAGAGGAAAUUAAAUAACCAUAACGAAUUAAAAUGCCAUGUAGUGAAAUAAUUAAUAAUUACUCAAAUAACAAUAAUUCUACAUGCAGUUAUUUCGAUUACAUAUUUGAUAUAUAAUAGUCUAAUAUUGAUGAAAUUGAUGAUCAAAAUCAAUAUUUAGAUGUGAUUCCAUUUGAAUCUAAUUAAUCAUUAUUUAAAGUGACAGCUUAAAAUAUAGUUAUUUUAUCACACAAUCUUCAAUUGUUAAAAGAAUAAUUAUAAUCAAUAAGUAAUAAUAAAAAGAGAGAAAUGGAAAAUUAAAAAUAACAUGAUUACAUAUAAUAGUAAUUAUUACUUGAACUCACACAAUAGCGAAAUAUCAAUAGUAAUUUAGAGGAAUAAAUAAAACAAUUGAAUUUUCUCACUAAUGUUUGUGCAAUAUGUAUAGUAAUAUUAUUUAUUGGACUUUGUCUUGUGUUUAUAAAUAAGCAAAAUCACUCAGGUAACAACAGAAAUUAAUAAAUUUUUAUCUAAAACAAUAAGAAUAUUCCUGAUAUUACUACUUUGACUCCAAUUUUGGUGAACGGGUAUUCGAAUAUGAAUGAUGAAAAUUGUCAUCAUAUAAUAAAGAGCAAAAGCAAUAAUAGCAAUCAUAAAAAUACAAAAAAGAGCAAUAUUGUUAAUUGAUUUAUAUUAUUACUAUUUUAUUUAAAGAAUUAAAAUAUUUAAUUCAUAAAUAAUUAAUGUUCCCUAGUAAAUUGUAUGAUUUACAAUUAACUCCUUCGCUAAAUAAGUUUAAUUCUGAUUUUUAAAGUGCUAAAUUGAUAGAGUCAUUUAAACAACUAUUAAUUGAAGACGAUAAGGAAAUAGUCACAUCCGCUAUGGUAUAGUGCUUAAAUCAAAAAGUUAGGAUCUGAUGAAAGCAAUUUCAUAUUCUCUGUAUGGUACAUGGUUUUAUUGGAAAGCUUUGAGCGAAAUUUGUCAAGGUGAUGAUCUCAACACCAUAAGUUAAUAAUUGGAGAGAAAAAUCAUAAUUUAUGAUAUUUGUGAAGUUGAAGAUUUGAAAUGCCAAGUGAUUAAUUUUGGAUAUAAGAAACGCAUAUAUUUGGCUAGAUAUUUAAAUUACUUUUAUGUGGUGGGCAAAAAGGGUACAUCUGAAAAACAUAAGCUUAUAAAGGAUAUCUUGAUGGAUGUUAUCAAUGAAAUAAUAGGAUUACCUAUUAGAAGGCAUAAAAGAUCUUAUUCAGAUGCUUUCAAGUAUCUUUCUGAUUAAAAGGAUAACAGAACAAAUAAAUUGAACAUAAAAAAUGUACCUCUAUCUCCUUCAAAUAUAUCACGUACUAGCUUAUAAAUGCAAUUACUUGAUGAGAUAAAUCAAGAGAGUGAUCUUCUCUUAAAGGAAUGUAAUUCUUUAAUUAAUUGUCCUUCACCUUAGAAUGAUCUUUUACAAUCUCUUAAUUUAAAUUUAUAAGAAGGAACAAAUAUAUUAUCUAAUGUAAAUAUAUUAUAUAAAAAUAUAUAUAGAUAAGAUAUUUUGGAACUCUAAAGUUUUAUGAUGAAGCAAGAUCUUAUGGCUUUAUAAUUAUGGACAUGGAUGGCAGUGAUUUAUUUGUUCAUUGUGAUGAUUUGACUAAAGCAGGGAUGAGUAAGGAUUUCUUAAGAACAGCUAAGCAUGGAAAUAUUAUUAGAUUUUCAUUUCUUAUUCUUGAAUACUUUGGAAAAUAUAAUAAAAGUAGAAAAGCAGUUGAUUUAUAGUUUAUUCAAGGUCAACCAUAUUUCAUAUGA